Messenger RNA from Lachnellula hyalina, 990 nucleotides. RefSeq lists its product as uncharacterized. Lineage: Eukaryota; Fungi; Ascomycota; Leotiomycetes; Helotiales; Lachnaceae. The coding region runs from base 1 to 990 and encodes 329 amino acids. The record is from RefSeq and is a predicted model, not a curated record. The transcript has a single exon. Gene Ontology annotation, biological process: canonical NF-kappaB signal transduction.
AUGAGCUCGGGAAACGAGGGCGACGCUGUCGCAAACGCCAGCGACCCGCCCCGAGACAACGACGAGUAUAGAGGAUCACACAAGUCGAAAUUCAGAUUCAAGUCCAAGCGAAAAUCCUCCCAUGCUGAAGAAUCGCGAGGUUCGUCUCGUCAUGGCGACGAAGAAAGACAUCACCGACACCACAAACAUCACCACCGCAGCAAACGGCGCAAGCCCUCCCCCGCCAAAGAUGACCCCUCCCUCUACGACGACACACAUCUCCCCAACACCUCAUCCGCUCAGUUCGCCGAUCCGGACGUCGCAUUCCGCGAGUCUCUCUUUGACGCCAUGGCCGACGACGAAGGAGCCUCGUUUUGGGAAGGCGUGUACGGGCAGCCGAUUCACACGUACCCGGAUGUGAAAGAGGGGCCGACGGGGGAGUUGGAACAGAUGACUGAUGAGGAGUAUACUGCAUAUGUAAGGGGGAAGAUGUACGAGAAGACGCAUCAGCAUUUAGUUGAAGAGAAGCGGCGGAGGGAUGAGGCCAAGAAGGAGAGGGAGAAAGCGGCUAAGGAGGGGCGGAGGGAAGAGAGGGAGGCACAGAGGUUUAGGAGUAAGGUGGAGGAGAGUUUGAGGAGGGGGGAGGAGAGGAAGAAUAGGAAAGCUUGGGGGGAACGGUGGAACGCAUAUGUUGGGAAGUGGGAGGAGUUGGGGAAGGCGGAGACGAAAGUCCAUGUUGCUAGUAUUCCUUGGCCAGUGGAGAGUGGGAAGAGGCAGGAUGUGUGUUUUAAGGAGAUUGAGAGAUUCUUUCUUUAUGCUCCAAGUUCGGGAGAGCCUACAGAGAUGCAGCUAGGGAAAGUGUUGAAGACUGAACGAGUGAGGUGGCAUCCGGAUAAGAUCCAGCAGAAGCUCGGAGGUCAAGAUGUUGGGGAGGAUGUUUUGCAGGCUGUUACAGAAGUGUUCCAGCUUAUUGAUCGAAUGUGGUCUGAGAUUCGGGACCAGAAGAAAUGA